GGUAACACAAGAGAGGAUUACAAUGUAACAAACGGUAACGGGAGAGAGAUCCAAAUGUGCAGAUGGUCCCGCAGGAACAUGAAGGAGGAACGAGCAGCUUGUCCAACCGUGACAGGAGCUGGAGCCAUGGAUCGGAUGAAAAAAAUCAAAAGACAACUUUCCAUGACCCUUCGGGGUGGGCGGGCGGUGGAGAAAAACCCUGGAGACCACUCCGAGCCCAUCAACCUGGAGGAGAACAGCAGCGAUAACGAGCCCAUCGUCAGAAAUGGGAGAAGCCUCUCGUCCCACAGCAUGCAAUCCUUCCUGCAUCAGUACACAGCCGGCUCCUUCCAAAAGCCGCCCAUCCCCCGGCCUCACAGCGCCAUCUGCAGGAGCCUGAGCUCUUACCUGAACAGGAGCAGCAGACUAGAGAUUGUACAUGAAGACCUGAAGAUGGGCUCCGAUGGGGAGAGCGACCAGGCCUCGGGCUCCUCCGACGAGGUCCAGUCCCCGGUGCGAGUGCGGAUGAGGAAUAACGUGGCCCGGAAAAUAUCCACGGAGGACGUCAAUAAGCGCCUGUCCCUGCCGGCUGAUAUCCGUCUUCCCGAGGGGUACCUGGAGAAACUGGCUCUCAGCAGCCCCCCUUUCGAUAAACCUCUGAGCAGGAGACUACGGCGCGUUUCGCUGUCGGAGAUCGGGUUUGGGAAGCUGGAGACUUACGUCAAGUUGGAUAAGCUCGGAGAGGGCACUUACGCCACCGUGUACAAGGGCCGCAGUAAACUGACCGAGAACCUGGUAGCUCUUAAGGAGAUCCGACUGGAACACGAGGAGGGAGCCCCGUGCACAGCCAUCAGAGAGGUUUCUCUCCUGAAGGAUUUAAAACACGCGAAUAUUGUCACCCUUCAUGACAUCAUCCACACGGAGAGGACUCUGACGCUCGUCUUUGAGUAUUUGGACAAAGAUUUGAAGCAGUAUCUGGACGACUGCGGUAACCUCAUAGCUCUCCACAAUGUGAAGCUCUUCCUUUUCCAGCUGCUCCGGGGUCUGGCUUAUUGUCACCGGCGUAAAGUGCUUCACAGAGACCUGAAACCCCAGAACCUUCUCAUCAACGAGAAAGGGGAACUUAAACUGGCCGACUUCGGUUUAGCCCGUGCAAAAUCCAUCCCCACCAAGACCUACUCCAACGAGGUGGUGACGCUGUGGUAUCGGCCGCCGGACAUCCUGCUGGGGUCCACGGAAUACUCCACGCAGAUCGAUAUGUGGGGAGUUGGCUGCAUUUUCUACGAGAUGGUUACAGGGCGACCGCUCUUCCCAGGAUCGACCGUGGAGGAACAGCUGCAUUUUAUAUUCCGCAUACUCGGGACCCCCACGGAAGAAACGUGGCCGGGAAUUCUCUCGAAUGAAGAAUUUAAAUCCUACAAUUAUCCCAGAUAUUAUCCCGAUCCCCUCCAGAAGCACGCAGCGAGGCUGGACACGGAGGGAGCCGACCUGUUAUCCAAACUACUCCAGCUGGAGGGCAGGAGCAGGAUCUCCGCCGAGGAGGCAAUGAGGCACUCGUACUUCCAUGAGCUCGGGGAGAGGAUCCACAAACUACCGGACACCACGUCCAUCUUUACACUGAAAGAGAUUAGCCUGGAACCGGAGACGAAGCACCGGCCGGUGCCUGAGCCAGUUCACAUACAGUCUCACGGGCUCAACCUGGUCCUCGGGUGAACGGAUGGAGCGUUGGCCUCAGGACGAGAGAGACCCAGAGCGCUGGAAGAAAGUGGAGCCGGGCCGUGCCGUGUGUGCCCGCGGCUGCCGGACGAGUGAACGUGGCUCUUAGGCAGUGCCAGCAUGUGGCACCUACACUCCCCAUAUUAUCUCCCAAGCCCAUGCGAUCCGAGUACGGACACUACGUGCCGAUUUGCUGCUGUCCCUCCUGGGACCCUUCCCACCCCUGCUGUGUGUCAUGCUGUGCCCUUGCUGCCCCUUCUACCCUUGUGUGCUUGACUUUUUUUUCCUUGGCCCUGGAUGCCCCGCAGGGCUCCUGUAUAUGAAGGACUUUUCACAGCUGCCACCUGACCUGGCGCAGAACCGGACAGGUUCUAGAUCACACAAAACCAGGGGCAGCCUUUGCUCGGAGCCUCCUACAUCAGAAGGGGAGAAAAGGGGGCCACGUGCGAAACGGGAGAGGACUGUGGGGGGCUUGAAGUACGACGCUGCAGUGGAGUGAGCGGGGAAGCGAGUGGAGUGUGAUGAGGAGAAAGGUUCUAGGUAAUCAGUGGGGGAGGGGUUUCAAAUCCCAAUGUUAAGCCAUCGCAGUAUGACCGUAUCCUCAUUUAUAUUGCAGAGGGUGUAUUUAAUCUUUUUGGGGUCUCUGAAUUAGGCUAGGUGCCCCGUGUAGCGUGAGAUCGUACGCGUGUAGCAUGCGCGUUCUCCAAAGCGGAGGCACCAGGUUUUACUCAGGAAUUAAGUUGUAGGGUUGAGUCAGUAUUAGACGGGGAAUGGCCCUUCAGACAGGAGGGCUUCCGAUAUACUAAAGACGAUGGUGCGGGACCAGUGUGAGGCGAGCGGGUUAGAACACAGAUGCCCCGAUUCUGCGCAUGGAGAGGGCGUUUGCCGCCCCCCCCGGAGGCUGCGUUCCCUUCCCAACUUAAAACAAAUGAUCCGUUUGUGUCGGUGGGAGAGGAGCCGGAGCGAAACCCCCCUCUCCCCGCUACAUAUCACAUGUAUGAACGACUAUUAAAAUCCAAACUUCAAACCGC
Spea bombifrons (plains spadefoot toad) is the source of this 2726-nucleotide messenger RNA. It is a transcript of the gene CDK16, whose product is annotated as cyclin dependent kinase 16. The record is from RefSeq and is a predicted model, not a curated record. The transcript is spliced from 18 exons. The coding region runs from base 55 to 1692 and encodes 545 amino acids. Gene Ontology annotation, cellular component: synaptic vesicle; nucleus; cytoplasm. Gene Ontology annotation, molecular function: ATP binding; protein kinase activity. NCBI's taxonomy places the organism in Eukaryota, Metazoa, Chordata, Amphibia, Anura, Pelobatidae. Gene Ontology annotation, biological process: exocytosis; neuron projection development; protein phosphorylation.